GUUUGUACAAGCUGUGAAGACAAUGCAGAAGCCAAUGGCUUUUGUGUGGAGUGUGUAGAGUGGUUAUGCAAGACAUGUAUACGGGCUCAUCAAAGAGUGAAAUUCACAAAAGACCAUACAGUUAGACAGAAAGAAGAGGUUUCUCCAGAAGCUGUUGGUGUAACUAGUCAAAGACCUGUGUUCUGCCCUUACCACAAAAAGGAGCAAUUGAAACUCUAUUGCGAAACUUGUGACAAAUUGACAUGUCGGGAUUGUCAGUUGCUAGAGCACAAAGAACACAGAUACCAAUUCAUAGAAGAAGCCUUUCAGAAUCAAAAA
Molecule: messenger RNA, 318 nt
Organism: Protobothrops mucrosquamatus (brown spotted pit viper)
Lineage: Eukaryota; Metazoa; Chordata; Lepidosauria; Squamata; Viperidae
Product: transcription intermediary factor 1-alpha-like
Exons: 3
Molecular function (GO): zinc ion binding
Source: RefSeq, a predicted model, not a curated record